GUCAAUUGUAUUAGAGACGACUGACAAUGUAUUGACACAACUUCUUCAAUGUUCCCCUGAAGUUAAACAGUUACCUUCAGCUUUGUAAAUUUGACAAACAACAACAUAACCUCUCAGCUUUACCCAUUUCUCUUCAAAAAAAGAAGAAAAAAAUGGCUGAAUCAUUUUUGUUCAGUGUUGCAGAAAACAUUCUGGGAAAGAUAGCUUCUCUUGCACUGCAAGAAGUUUCUUUGGCAUGCGGUCUUGAGAGGGAUUUGAAGAAGCUUGAGGACAACUUAACAAUAAUAAAAGUUGUGUUACUGGAUGCAGAAGAGAAGCAGGCACAGAGCCAAGCGUUGCGCCUUUGGCUUGGGAGGCUUAAGAAUUUUUGUUAUGAUGCUGAGAAUGUGCUGGACGAGCUCGAGUACGAAGGCUUGCGCAAACAAGUUGUGAAACAGUACGGACACACCAAAACGAAGCUAACACGCUUCUUCUCAAGCUCUAACCCGCUUAAUUUCCAUCUCAAAAUGGGUCAUAAAGUGAAGAAACUUGGGGAGAGAUUAGAUGAGAUUGCAGCUGAAAAGUCAAAAUUUCAUCUUACAGAGCUAGUUGACUAUCGAUUAGCUGGUCGAAUAAAGAGGGAAAUGACUGACUCUCUGUUGCGUACAUCAAAUGUUAUUGGAAGAGAGAGUGACAAGGAAAUACUAGUUAACAAGUUUCUCUUAGAUCCGAUUGUGGGUGGAGAUAUCUCUGUGAUUCCGAUCGUUGGAGUAGGAGGCCUGGGGAAGACAACACUUGCCAAACUGCUAUACAAUGACCAGAGAGUAGACAAACAUUUUGAUCUCAAGAUGUGGGUGUGCGUAUCUGAAAGUUUUGACAAGAAACAAAUCAUGGUAAGCAUGCUCAAGUCAUUAGCUCUUCAAAAUCGUGGAGACUUGGAUCCUGACCAAUUGCAAAAGCUGAUUCAAGAAGAGCUGAAUUCAAAGACAUUCUUGCUUGUUUUGGAUGAUGUGUGGAGUGAUGAUCGCGGGAAAUGGAUUGAAUUCAGGGAUUUAUUGGAGGGAGGUGCUCCUGGAAGUAAAGUCAUAGUCACUACUCGCAGUGCCUCAGUUGCAACGACUGUUCGAACUGUCUCUUCAUAUGAGUUGAAGGGUCUUUCUCAGGAACAAUGUUUGUCUUUGUUCAAGAAAUUGGCAUUUAUAGAAGGAGAAGAGGAUUUACAUCCACAUCUCAAAGAGAUAGGAGGUGACAUCGUGAAGAAAUGUGGAGGGCUUCCUUUAGCUGUGAAGACAUUGGGGACCCUUUUAUAUUCCAAAAGCGAUGAACGUUAUUGGAAAUUCAUAAGAGAUAAUGAGAUAUGGAAGCUGGAGCAGAAGGAAAAUGACAUUUUACCUGCUUUAAGGUUAAGUUAUGAUCAAAUGCCAUCUCAUUUGAAAUCAUGUUUCAGUAUUUUAUCAAUCUUUCCCAAGGAUAUUGAUUUCACCAGCGUUUCAUUGGGUCAAGUUUGGAUGGCACAUGGGCUUCUUCAAACCGCAAAUGAACAUCAAGACAUAGAAGAUACUGGAUUGCAGUACAUAAAGGAGUUGUAUUCCAGAUCAUUCUUGCAAGACUUUGAAGAUAAUGGUGGUUUUUUUAGCUUUACAGUGCAUGACUUAGUGCAUGAUCUUGCAUUGUCAGUGGCACAAAGCGAGUGCUUUGCUAUGAAGACUCAUACCAACAAUAUAUCUGAGGGGAUUCGACAUCUGUCAUUGUCCAACAAGGCAUUAUUAGAACAAGAAGUUCCGGGUUUUCUAAGAAAGAAAAACUAUUUGCGAACUAUAAUUUUCCCUAGUGAAUUGCAAGGCCCUGCUUGUGAAUCUUUUGUCAAUACAUGUAUCUCUACAUGUACGUAUUUGAGGAUGUUGGAUUUGAAAGGAUCAUUUUUUGAGGUACUGCCAACUGCGAUUGGUGGUUUGAAGUAUUUGAGACAUCUCGACUUAUGUUAUAGCAGAGUUAGGAGAUUGCCUGAUUCUAUUUUGAAGCUGCACAAUUUGGAAACUUUGUUACUUGGUAAUUGUUUAGAACUUGAAGAGUUGCCAAGAGGCAUAAGGAACCUGAUUAAGUUGAGAGUUUUAGUAAUAACGGUAAAACAGAAGUAUUUACCGGAAGAUGAAAUAGGGUGCUUAACGUCUCUUCAGCUUUUGUCUAUUGAAUCUUGCACCAAUCUUGAAUUUUCGAUGGAAGGAAUACAACCUAUAACAUCCUUGCGAUUCUUGGAGAUUUGGAACUGCAAAAAUUUAAUUUCCUUACCUCGAAAUUGGAAAUAUUUAUCUGGAUUGGAGGUUUUAAGUAUCAAAAAUUGCGUUCAGCUUAAUUUGAUGGAAGAAGAUGAGAACCAAGAAGUCAAGGUGAGCCUUCGAUCUUUGAUGCUUGAAUCGUUGCCACUACUCGUGACCUUACCCCAAUGGCUUAAAAUAUCUUUCAACACUCUACAAACACUCACAAUUAGUAGGUGUAAAAACAUCUCCACAUUUCCGGACUGGUUCCAAGACUUCACUUCUCUUGAAAAGAUUUUGAUCCGUUAUUGUCCAAAGUUGUUGUCACUACCAGAGGAGAUGCGUUGUCUGACUGCCUUGAAGGAAUUGAAAAUCAUAGGAUGUCCAACACUGCGUAAAAGAUGCAAGAAGUUUGUAGGUGAGGAUUGGCAUAAGAUAGCUCAUGUCUCGAACAUUGAUAUUGAUGAUGAUGAAGUUGAAGAUGAGGCAUUAUCAACUGCUUAGGGUACUGAAACAAAUCCAUUCAACUGGUGAACGAAAAUGAUCUCGUCUCUCCACAAAUUCUACCAAUGCUUUGCAAACAGUGUUUACAGGCUUAGGUUGAGACUGAAACAAAUCCUUUCAACUGGUGAACGGAGAUGAUCUCGUGUAUCUAUAAAUUCUACAAAUGCUUGCGAACAGUGUUUACAAGCUGAGAUCGAGGCGGUGGCGUCGUCAUGGUGUCAUCUUCUAACAGGAGAACAAAUAAUGUGUGGUUGAGGUUGAGGUUGA
Tripterygium wilfordii is the source of this 3005-nucleotide messenger RNA. Its product is annotated as putative disease resistance protein RGA3. Gene Ontology annotation, molecular function: ADP binding. Bases 153 to 2738 code for a protein of 861 amino acids. The transcript is spliced from 2 exons. Lineage: Eukaryota; Viridiplantae; Streptophyta; Magnoliopsida; Celastrales; Celastraceae. The record is from RefSeq and is a predicted model, not a curated record. Gene Ontology annotation, biological process: defense response to other organism.